Molecule: messenger RNA, 2913 nt
Organism: Aegilops tauschii subsp. strangulata
Lineage: Eukaryota; Viridiplantae; Streptophyta; Magnoliopsida; Poales; Poaceae
Source: RefSeq, a predicted model, not a curated record
UCUUCCAUUGCUCUGUUCUCCUUGUCGAUGAAGAACAGCGGUGGCACGCUUCUGGUCACUCGCUCCUCGCACUGUGUCCCCGAUCCGCCUGGGAGGCACCUGCACGUGGCCGACUUGCUCUCCUCUACCUCAGCUCGCCGUCCUCCUGUCGUCGCUUAGUGGCAAGACCACCACAACGCCGCUCGCUCUCCUACCAGAUCUCUGCAGAGCGCCUCCUCCUGGAUGACCCCGCGUGUGCGCCGCCCGCCGCUUCACACGUCAGCGCCGCCACCUUGCUGCCGUCCCGGAGAGCCUCCCGACAGCCACCGCUGGCCUCUCCAUUCUGUCCCGCGCCUGGCUGCCUUCCACCUCGCUCUGCUUCUGUAACGCCGCCUCCGCGCCAGCAAGUCCCGACACCGGCGAGCCAUUGCCCUUUGGGUGAUGUGGUGCUCCCUCGUCUGCGCCUGUGGCGGGCCGGCUGGUGCUGGGAUUAGGCGCGCACUGCGGCCUCGGCUACAAUUUUUGACUGGCUAGUCUUGUUUCCGCUCAGGUCUCUUGCAGCAUGUAGUUAAUUGUAGGGCGAUCUUGCACAGUUCUAUCUGAUGUACUGCAUAGUCCAAGUCUUUCCAGACGAAUACCAUCUACAGACAUUGGAAACAUUGUUGAGCGCCUUUCCCCAGCUACAGGCUACAUAAGCGACUGUAUUGAAAAUCUAAGGCUCCAACACCCCUUCGCUGACCCCCUGCCUGCCGGGUUGCCGGACAGAAUUUUGUUGAGGCCAACCACAUCACAAACGGCACACAGGUAAGCCAAAAUGCCCAAGCCUCAUCUGAAUUUCUAAAUUCCAUGCCAACAAGAGUGUAUCAGCCUCUUCUUCCCUCUCUGUUACUUCUUCCAUUAGAAGAAGGAAUGCUUGAUCAGAGUUCAGCAAGCUGCUUCUUUCAUCAGAAAAAGGGAUGCCUGAUCCGAGUUCAGCAGGCUGCUUCUUUCAUCAGAAAAAGGGAUGCCUGAUCCGAGUUCAGCAGGCUACUUCUUCGAUGAGAAAAAGGGAAAUUUGAUCAAGUUCUAAAGCAAUCUGAUGGUGGAAGUUUAAUCAAUUUCAGUGUUUUAUUCAUGCAGGCUACUUCUUCCAUCAGAAAGGACUAGGGAGACUUACGUGAGAUUGAGGAGCAGAGCACCGUCCCCGCUGAGCGCCGGGGAUCUCCUUCCGAUCAACUUUGGCGCCGUUUCUGUGGCCUCUCGCGCCUUUUUCCCUCGCUUCCCUCGUCUCCCUCUCGCUAGCGUCGGACUGGGCCGAUGGGCCGCUUACUUCUGCCCACCCGAGCGAGAAAGCUGGCGCAGGCUGUAGUUUCUGCUCGUAUCGUUCGAUGGCUGAUGGACGGUGCAGCGCGAAGGACGUCCCUCGGCAGUAGAACUUCCUAAGUCAGAGGAUCUCGUUCCUCCGCCGCCGCCGCCUUUCAUCCUGCUAGGCACAUCAGGGCUUCCAGAAUUGAUUCGCGUUCGGUGGGUCUUAGCUAGAGGUAAAAUUUGGAAUUGGAGGCAUACGGGAUUUGAUUCCGCUACUUCAGUCAGGAUACUCGACUACUGCCUCGCCCGGUUAAUUUGGCGAGGACGAUGAAUCGUGCGUUCGCCAACGUCAUAGUGCGCGAUUACGGCAGUAAAUUUUACUCGCUGCUCCGGGUCAACCUCAAGCAGCAUCUCUUCCACCGCUCAGCAGCAGCAGCAGAAAAGGCGAGUAACAAGAAGGGACUGCCAUCGGCGAUCCCGAGCUUGGAGCCUCUGCCCGAGCACAAGAUCAACUUCUCGACGCCGCCAUUCAUGGAGGGCGCAACGUACUUGCACUUCUUCUCCCUGCUGAAAGGGCAGGCAGAGGGCCGUGUCAUGUUCGCCGACCCUUGCGCCAAUCCCGUGAUGUACGACAUUGACAUGGACGCCGUCAUCGCCAUGCCCGAGACUAACUUCAGCAAACAGAGGGACUCAAUCUCCUUGUCCAUGACUAGGCCUGGGAGCCAAGACGACGAGCAGCACUAUGUCUUGAGCAAAGAACCGGAGAAUGUCUUGUUUGAGGUCUUGGAGUACGAGAGGAACGGCUCCGCCAGGGGUCCAUCCGCUGGGACUGAACGGAGGUGGCACUGGCAACAUCUGCCCUCGCCGCCGAUGCGUGGACCGUACCUGCCUAGCCUCCACAGGAGAGAGGUCAUCCACCCCUCCGCGGCGGCGGUGGUCGAUGAGACGACUUUGUGUGUGUCGUCUGUGGAAACCGGAGCCUAUGCCUUUGACACGGUGAAAGGUGAGUGGAGGCAGGCUGGAAGCUGGGCGCUGCCCUUCCAUGGCGCGGCGGAGUACGUCCCUGAACUCGGCCUCUGGUUUGGAUUCAAUGCUACCAUUGGCAACACCCACCACUGCCUGGGUGCCUUCGACCUGUCUUCCUGGCCGCCGGUGGAGCACCGCAGCUGGAAAUAUCUCGAUCCGCUGUCCGACGAGUGGUCGACAUGGCAGAGGCACCUACUCAACCUUGGCUCAGGCAAGUUCUGCAUCGCCACCAGCUUUCAAAAUAUCGAGUGGCACACACCAUGCUACCCUUUACACGGGCUAGAUGAUGAGAUGGUGGUCAAUGACCUUACCAUCUUGACGGGCGUCGAGGUUGUGCGCAGUGGCGACGGGCUCAAGAUGAUCAACCACAAGUCUAAACGUCUUGAAGGCAUUGAAAUCCACUGCGUUCUCUGAGCCAACACUCGUCUGUUUCUUCGGGACUAGAUGUGUGUGGGGUUCAUUUCUUCUGGGAUCGUAACGAAAUUAUAUGCUAUGGCCAUGAACAAAACUUUGCAGGAUGCGCAUCUGUCCUCGUAUAUAAGAUUCUCUAUUUGAAUCUUAAAUGACUGAAUCAAAAUUAUCAAACUUUUUUUUGCCUGUGUGCAGCUGGCAUUUUACUCA